This is a messenger RNA of Notolabrus celidotus (New Zealand spotty), 4465 nucleotides long. RefSeq names its product serine/threonine-protein kinase DCLK1-like. Gene Ontology annotation, molecular function: protein kinase activity; ATP binding. Lineage: Eukaryota; Metazoa; Chordata; Actinopteri; Labriformes; Labridae. Gene Ontology annotation, biological process: protein phosphorylation; intracellular signal transduction. Bases 331 to 2574 code for a protein of 747 amino acids. The transcript is spliced from 17 exons. The record is from RefSeq and is a predicted model, not a curated record.
GAUGGGUGGUCGACAGCUUGACAAACCAGAGCCACGUGCACGAGUGCUGCUGACACCCGAGCGGUCCGGUGUAAAUCACUGCAAUGGCAGAGAAGUAGGGGAGGAGGGUGGAGGACACCGGCUACAGCCCUGCCUCCUAUCUGCAUGUGAACACACGGCGCUGCAGACGCACGACAGGCAGGCAACACCAUCACAGGGGCAACAAAGGGACGCAUGGUUCAUCUCAGGCAGCAUAUGAAGAAGUGAUUCAUUGAGACAAGUUUCGCUUUCAAGAUACACGUUCUGUUUCAUCUGUCCUCACCUCAAAGGUUGUAUUUGCACUACUAAGUCAUGGAGCUGGAGCACUUUGAUGAGCGGGACAAGGCUCAGAGAAAUACCAGAAGGGGCUCAAGAGGGAAUGGGCUCCCCAGCCCCACACACAGUGCUCACUGCUGCCUUUACAGGACCAGGACACUGCAAGCACUGAUAUCAGAAAAGAAGGCCAAGAAGAUUCGCUUCUACCGCAAUGGGGACCGCUACUUCAAAGGGAUUGUGUAUGCUAUUUCUCAGGAGAAAUUUAGGUCCAUAGAAGCACUCCUGGCUGACCUCACUAGAGCUCUGUCAGACAAUGUCAACUUGCCACAAGGUGUGCGAACCAUAUAUACUGCUGAUGGGGUGACAAAAAUCACCAGCAUGGACCAGCUGGUGGAAGGUGAGAGCUAUGUCUGUGCAUCCAUAGAGCCCUACAAGAAGCUGGACUACACAAAGAAUGUUAAUCCUAACUGGUCAGUUGGUCCCAAGACUCUCAUGUCAGUCCGUGAUCCUGCAUCCCUGGGUAGCGCCAAGGCCGGAUGCUCUGAAACCAGGGAGACCAAGGACUUUAUUAAGCCCAAACUGGUGACCAUUGUCCGCAGUGGAGUUAAGCCUCGCAAGGCUGUACGCAUCUUGCUAAACAAGAAGACAGCACACUCCUUUGAACAAGUCAUGACUGACAUUACGGAUGCCAUUAAGCUUGACUCUGGAGUCGUCAAAAGGCUGUAUACUGUAGACGGCAAGAUGGUCGCCUGCCUCCAGGACCUUUUUGGGGAUGAUGACAUAUUCAUUGCCUGUGGCCCUGAGAAGUUUCGUUAUCAGGAUGACUUUAACUUGGAUGAAAAUGAAUGCAGAGUGGCAAAGUCUGCCUCGUACGGCCGACUCCCCACAAUACACGGCCGCUCUUCCCCAAGAAGUGGGGGGAUGUCACGUAGAAGCAAGUCCCCGUCAUCUGCUGGUUCAGCUAACGGCACUGCAGGCAGUCAGCUGUCUACACCAAGGUCUGGGAAGUCUCCAAGCCCCUCUCCAACCAGCCCAGCUAGCCUCCGACGACGAACGGGAUCUCUGCUCAGUGGCUCCUCUCUCUCUUUGGCUUCGACCAAGGUUUGUAGCUCAAUGGAUGACGGUGACGGGCCUGGAAGUGAAGCUGAGUCAAUGAAUGAGUACCACUCAGUCCCUCCCUCCAUAGCAGAGAGGUACAAAGUGGGGAGGACUCUAGGGGAUGGGAACUUUGCAGUGGUGCGAGAGUGUGUUGAGAGAUCCACUGGAAGGGAGUACGCUCUGAAAAUCAUCAACAAAGAUAAAUGCAAGGGAAAGGAACACAUGAUCCAGAGUGAAGUGUCGAUCCUUCGACGUGUGAAACAUCCCAACAUUGUACUUUUAAUUGAGGAAAUUGACACCCACGGUGACCUAUUUCUUGUGAUGGAGUUGGUUAAGGGGGGCGAUCUUUUUGACGCAAUCACCUCAUCCAACAAAUACACAGAACGAGAUGCCAGCUGUAUGCUGUUCAAUCUGGCAAGUGGCAUCAAGUACCUGCACAGUCUCAAUAUUGUCCACAGAGACAUAAAACCUGAAAACCUGUUGGUUUAUGAACACCAGGAUGGCAGUAGAUCUCUGAAGCUGGGUGACUUCGGCUUGGCUACUGUUGUUAACGGGCCCCUCUAUACCGUGUGUGGCACACCCACCUAUGUAGCACCAGAGAUAGUUGCGGAGACUGGGUAUGGCCUUAAGGUUGAUAUCUGGGCAGCAGGGGUCAUCACUUACAUACUGCUGUGUGGCUUCCCCCCCUUCCGUGGCAGCGGUGAAGAUCAGGAGGCUCUCUUUGAGCAGAUUGUAAGAGGUCUGCUUGAUUUCCCAGCGUCAUACUGGGACAAUGUGUCUGAUUCUGCCAAGGCUCUGAUCACUGGAAUGCUGCAGGUUGAGGCCAAUCAGAGAUACACAGCUGUACAGGUUCUGGAUCAUCCCUGGGUCAAUGAUGAUGGUGGGUCAGAGAAUGAGCACCAGCUGCCGGUGGCUGGGAAGAUCAAGAAGCAUUUUAAUACUGGGCCCAAGCUCAACAGCACAUCAGCAGGAGUGUCAGUCAUUACAACCACGGCACUUGAUAAAGAGAAGCAAGUUUUCCGACGAAGACGCCACCAGGAUGUAGGACUAGCUUCCCACUUCCCUCACGGUGCCCAUGCCGGUGCCUCCCACAGUGCCGAUGCAGGCCUCCCCAACUCUGAGUCUGAGGACAUUUCGCCAUGUUCCGCUGGCACCGUCCGUUCACCCAUCUCUCCGUUCUAACUGCCUUCAUGAGGUCAUACCAUCAUCCUCCCAGGCGUAAAAAGUUGGAUAAAGUGGAGCACAAAAUGGAGAGACCCAGCAUUGGGUUUAUUCUUCUUAUUUGGACAUUCACAGACUGCAGACGUCACCAUUUCUAUUCACUUUUUUUUUACUCUUUCAGUCAAAGUAUUUUUAUUUAAAUACAAAAUUCAUUGAUAGUAGUAAGGGACAUGUUAGUCUCUCUAAAAUACAUCUUAAGAGCCUGCAACAAUUUUCAUUUGUUUUCUUUUCUUAAAAAAAAGCCACCAAGCUGUUUCAGCCUAACUACACAGCAAGCACUGAUUCAUUGUAGUGCUUUGCAGCCCUCUGCUGGAGUACAGUGUGUACUGCAAAGUCGACCUGCUAAAUGAAACACUCAGCUCUUUAACGGGAAAUUCAACUGCAACACAAGAUUACAUAACUUUGUGAUAUGACAUGUUUCAUAUAACUAACCACACGAUCUCAGAUAGAAACACAUAACUGUAACUCACUCCUUACAACAGUGACUCAAGGUUGUACAGUAUGACACCAAGAUUUCUCUGCUGUUUACUUGAAGCUCUGGUGCAUACACCUUGGAGGAACUGUUAAAGAGAACUAAAGAAACUUAAAAAGACAUGCUGCUAUAUUGUAACAUAAGCAUUAUCUAAACAGGCUUUUUGUGUGUAGGACAGAUAAUGUCCUGCCAUCUAGUAGCUCACGUCUGAGACAACUGGGGGGCACAAGUGUUUGAUUGUUAAGGUCCUGCUCAUCUGGAAGCAGAAGUUCUGUUACAUGUCUGUGAGAGUGGUUGUAAUUCAGUAGUGGUAGAGAUGAAUGUUAGUGUUGUGUAGUUGAUUGUUAAGUGCAUGUUUAAAGCCUUGGCUUGGUAAAUAUGGAUUUAAGUGCAAUUAAGUGCACCCAGUGAGCACAGUAUUUUGAAUUUUCUUUUGAAAUACUGGAAAAAGUAAGAAUGUAUCAGUCGCGGGUGGUUAUCGAUAGCUGACGAACGUACUUCUCUCUCAGAUGGGGCAGAUAAGCUCUUGUGUAACAUGGAUGUUUUUCACACACUGAAAUGAGAAAAGUUAAAUGUUUGUUAACACAGCAGUGCUUCCAGUGAAAUCCAUUACUUUAAUAUUUGCUCAUUCAAUCAGUUCAUUUGUUUUUUUUACUGGUAAUAUGAUAAACAAAAUAAGUCUGGCUCACUAGACUCAAUGUACUGUAUGUUCUCUGACCACUUCAUACAUAGAUUCCUCACAGACCAAAUAUUCAUAGAUGUGAAUGUCCUCUUCCCAUCAUCAAAGACUGUAACCUGCAUGUGUACUAAUAUGCAUCCUGAAUCCGUUGUUCUGGUCUUCUACUGUUAGAUAUACACCUGUCAGAUAUAAAACUACAUCUGUAAUCACUGUAUGAGCUCUCUUGGUGAAUGCAGUUCAGUUAGGGAAGACGAUAAUAAUCAUACCACAGCUAUGUUAAGACUUGUAUAUACAUUGAACAGAAAUGUAACCUCUCCCCGCUGACAUUGUUGUAAAGGGCUUUUAAGUUUUGUAUUGGAACGGAAGGGAGUGAACCAAAAAGCACAAGGAAAGUAAGUUGUGUUAUGACUUUUUGGGAAUGUUUGCUUGUCAUGUUUAUAUGCAGUUUGACAAAUUGGUACUCAAAGAAGACUGGGAAUUUCAGUGUUAUGUGGACGCAGAUGGAAAAUGCGAAUGCUGUAUUAUAUUCAUCCAUAUUUCACUCAAUGCAAAGACAUAAAAGAAAUCUUGAUGAGGAAAAAAAACAGCUAAGACUUAUUUUCAGUUCAUGAAAAUAAAUGUAUUGUUGUGGUUAAAGAGAAAACUUCCAACCAUAUACUCUGCAAAGAAAUGAAACCUGGGAAUAAAAUUGAUUUACUAUG